AUGCAAGGAAUAUUGACCCGAAAAACGGACAAUAAUGACAGCACCGCAGAGCCCAGGGGUAUUGAUGACGGUGCUAGUAUCGCCGGUGGUGCGACCCUUCGUACUACUACCAGUAUCGUUUCACGAAGAGAUAUCAAUGAGAGGCCGCCACUGCUUAAGGGUCUUUCAGACGAAGAGAUCGAAGAACUUGAAAUUAAGCUCAAGCGCAGGAUUGAUCUUAGACUGCUUCCAAUGAUCAUUUUAAUAUAUAUCAUGAACUACCUAGACAGAAACAAUAUCCCUGCUGCUCAGGUUGCUGGUAUGGGGGAUGAAUUAGGCCUAACUUCCUCACAAUUCAAUACUGCCGUAUCGAUCCUUUUCGUAGGCUAUAUCUUAAUGCAGGUUCCUUCGAAUCUGUUUCUAGAUAAGAUUGGACGUCCAUCCAUAUACUUCACCGUCGUCAUGAUGGUUUGGGGGGCUAUUAGCGGCGCGACUGGCGCAGUCCAAAACUACUCCGGUCUUCUCGUCUGUCGGUUCUUCUUAGGUUUCAUCGAAGCUUCUUAUUUCCCGGGAUGUUUGUUCUAUUUAUCGAGUUGGUAUACUCGUAAAGAAUUAUCGUUGAGAACCGCAAUUUUAUAUUCGGGUAGCUUGAUAAGUGGUGCGGUGUCAGGGUUAAUUUCUGCUGGAAUAACGGACGGCCUGGAUGGUAAAGCAGGAAUUUCGGCGUGGAGAUGGCUCUUUAUUCUUGAGGGUUCUAUUACUGUGUUUAUCGCAUUCUUCAUCUGGAUUGUCAUCCCCGACUUCCCAAAAACGACAAAAUGGCUUUCCGAGCAGGAGCGGCAACUCGCCUGCUGGAGACUUGAACGAGACAUUGGAGAAGAGGAUUGGUCUGGGAGUGAAGCCCAGAAAGUUUUCCACGGCCUUAAACUCGCAUUCACGGAUAUCAAGAUGUAUAUCCUUAUGGUUCUCGUGACAUGCUGCGUCGCAUCGGGUUCUAUUACUAACUUUUUCCCGAUUGUCGUCCAAACACUUGGAUUCGGGAAAAUAGAGACCCUUCUCUUGACGACUCCACCAUAUAUACUCGCAACGAUCGUCGUGCUUGGUAAUGCCUGGCAUGCGGAUAAAAAGGGAGAGCGGUACUUCCAUAUCGUCAUCCCACUUGCUAUAUCGGUAGUAGCGUUUAUCCUGGCAGCUUCUACGUUGAAUAUUGCUGCACGUUAUGUCGCAAUGAUGCUUAUGCCAGCGAGUAUCUAUGGGGGGUACAUCUGUGCCCUCUCUUGGAUAUCUGCAACAUUGCCACGGCCGGUUACAAAGCGGGCUGCUGCCCUCGCAGCGAUUAAUGCGGUCUCCAAUGCAUCUUCAAUCUGGACGGCGUACAUGUACACUGAACCCUCGGCUCCGAGAUACGGCAAGUAA
This is a messenger RNA of Orbilia oligospora ATCC 24927, 1395 nucleotides long. RefSeq lists its product as uncharacterized. The transcript has 8 exons. Gene Ontology annotation, cellular component: membrane. The record is from RefSeq and is a predicted model, not a curated record. NCBI's taxonomy places the organism in Eukaryota, Fungi, Ascomycota, Orbiliomycetes, Orbiliales, Orbiliaceae. Bases 1 to 1395 code for a protein of 464 amino acids. Gene Ontology annotation, molecular function: transmembrane transporter activity. Gene Ontology annotation, biological process: transmembrane transport.